Zingiber officinale is the source of this 2918-nucleotide messenger RNA. Its product is annotated as beta-xylosidase/alpha-L-arabinofuranosidase 2-like. Gene Ontology annotation, cellular component: plant-type cell wall. Lineage: Eukaryota; Viridiplantae; Streptophyta; Magnoliopsida; Zingiberales; Zingiberaceae. Gene Ontology annotation, biological process: arabinan catabolic process; xylan catabolic process. Bases 393 to 2732 code for a protein of 779 amino acids. The transcript is spliced from 6 exons. The record is from RefSeq and is a predicted model, not a curated record. Gene Ontology annotation, molecular function: alpha-L-arabinofuranosidase activity; xylan 1,4-beta-xylosidase activity.
AAAAAAAAGGGGGAAUUUUUAUCCGACUCAAUCGGCCAAUUAACAAUUGCAGCGCGGUGGAACAAGAGUUUGAGAUAAAGUCGAAGCUUUAUCUCUCCCUGUUAAUCCGAUCGAAUCAUCCGCGUCGCCAUCCAUGACACCGAAAUCCUCGCUGCGUCCGAUCUGCGCCCUUUCUUAUAAAGGCGAGAUUUUUGUUGGAUAAUUGCAGCGAAGGUUUGGUUAGUGUGGCAGUAACCACUGUGUUAAUCUGCGGUAAUGGCGGAGUAGGGAAGCGUACCGAAGUCCCCUUUCGCCAUCCAAAGUAUUCACGCGCUCUGUGUCUGUGCGGAGAGUGAGCUCGUGACCUAGCCGCCGCCGCUGCUUGUGGGAGGAGGAGGAGGAGGAGGAGGGAGAUGGGGGAGCGGUCAAAAUCGCACCUUUUGGAUCUGCUCCUGGCGGCGCUGUGCUUGCUGGGCGCCCUGCGGCCCAAUGUCUGCGCGGCCGCGGACGUAACCGCCGGUCCGUUCUUCGCCUGCGACGUGGCGGCGAACGCCACCCUCGCCGGCUUCCCCUUCUGCAACGCAUCGCUCUCAGUGCACGAGCGGGUCGAGGAUCUGCUGCCCCGCCUCACGCUGAAGGAGAAGAUCGGGAACCUGGUGAACAAUGCGACGGCGGUGCCGCGGCUCGGGAUCCCGAAAUACGGGUGGUGGUCCGAGGCCCUCCACGGCGUCUCCGACGUCGGUCCGGCCACGUUUUUCUCCCACUUGAUCCCCGGCGCCACCAGCUUCCCCCAAGUCAUCCUCACCGCCGCCUCCUUCAACGCCUCCCUCUUCGAAGCCAUCGGAAAGGUGGUGUCGACCGAGGCGAGGGCAAUGCACAAUCUAGGUCAUGCAGGGCUGACGUUUUGGAGUCCGAACAUCAACAUUUUCAGAGACCCUCGGUGGGGGAGAGGGCAGGAGACCCCCGGGGAGGACCCUUUCCUGGCUAGUAAGUAUGCCGCUGGCUAUGUGAAGGGUUUGCAGGAGACCGACGACGAAGACCCCGAAAAGCUCAAGGUCGCUGCUUGUUGCAAGCACUACACUGCCUACGAUGUCGAUAACUGGAAAGGCAUCCAACGAUACACCUUCGAUGCUAAGGUGACGAAGCAGGACAUGGAUGACACCUUCCAGCCCCCCUUCAAGAGCUGUGUGAUCGACGGCAAUGUGGCGAGUGUGAUGUGCUCCUACAACCAAGUCAAUGGAAAACCUACUUGUGCCGACCCUGACCUCCUCGCCGGCACCAUCAGAGGAGACUGGAAACUCAAUGGAUACAUUGUUUCGGAUUGCGAUUCGGUGAGUGUUCUCUACUAUGAUCAGCAUUACACUAAGACUCCUGAGGAAGCUGCGGCCAUCUCGAUCAAAUCAGGGCUCGAUCUCAACUGUGGGACUUUCUUAAAGGAGCACACGUUGGCGGCGAUCAAGGGCGGGCACCUGAAGGAGGAGGACGUCGACAAGGCGAUCAGGAACAACCUCGCCGUGCUGAUGCGGCUCAGAUUCUUCGACGGCGAUCCCCGGAAGCUCCCGUACGGUAACCUCGGCCGUGACGACGUGUGCUCCGCCGCCAACCAGGAGCUCGCCCGCGAGGCCGCCCGCCAGGGCAUCGUCCUGCUCAAGAACGACUUAGCGCGGCUGCCGCUAGACGCCACCGCCGUCGAGUCGCUGGCGGUGAUCGGCCCCAACGCCAACGUCACCGUCACCAUGAUCGGCAACUAUGCAGGGCCGCCGUGCAAGUACACGACUCCGCUCCAAGGUCUCUCGGCCAACGUCAAGAACACCCUGUAUGCGCCGGGUUGCGCCGACGUGGGUUGCAUAGGCAGCAGCCUCCAGUUGGCGGCCGCCACGGACGCCGCCUCCAAGGCCGACGCCACCAUUCUGGUCGUGGGCGCCGACCAGUCCAUAGAGAGGGAGAGCUUCGACCGGGUGAGCCUCCUCCUCCCCGGACUGCAAACAGAGCUCAUCACCGAGGUGGCCAAAGUGGCCAAGGGCCCGGUGGUUCUCGUGAUCAUGUCCGGCGGCCCCUUCGACAUCACCUUCGCGAAGAGCAACCACAACAUCUCCGCCAUUCUCUGGGUGGGGUACCCCGGCGAGGCCGGCGGCGCCGCCAUCGCCGACGUCAUAUUUGGAUUCUUCAAUCCAAGUGGACGGCUGCCGGUGACGUGGUACCCGGAAUCCUUUGCUGACUCCGUCAACAUGACCGACAUGCGCAUGCGGCCGGACCCCAGCACCGGCUACCCCGGACGGACCUACCGGUUCUACACCGGCGAAACCGUGUACAAGUUCGGCGACGGCCUCAGCUACAGCAACUUCACCCACCACCUCAUCUCCGCCCCCAAGCUGGUCACCGUUCCCCUCGACGCCACCCACGCCUGCCACUCUCAGCGCUGCCUCUCCGUCCCGAUGGCGGACUCCGGAUGCGGCGCCGGCCCACUCAAGUUCGACCUGCGCCUCCAGGUGCGCAACGCCGGCGCGGCGCGCGGCUCCCACACGGUGUUCCUCUUCAUGACGCCGCCGCCAGUACACGGGGCGCCAAAGAAGCACCUGCUGGGGUUCGAGAAGGUGUUCGUCGAGCCGAGCGGCGCAGCGGAGGUGGCGUUCAGUGUGGAGGUCUGCCGGGACAUGAGCUUGGUGGACGAGAACGGCGAGAGGAAGGUGGCGCUGGGGGCGCACGUGCUGCACGUGGGGAGCUUAAAGCACUCCGUCAGCCUGACGAUUUAAGGAUCAAUUAAUUAAUUUGAAGAAGGAAAAAAAUAAGGAAUUAUUAAUUCAUUCCAGUAGAAAUAGGAAUUUAAUAUUAGUCGUCAUUUCCUAGUUUUAUUCUAGUGCAAAUAAAUUGUAAUUUGGAUUUUAAUUUUAUUUUUCUUUGCGUCGAUUGGAAAAACCAUUACAAGAUUUAUUAGACAA